AUGCUACAGUAUGUUGCCAAAGAUUUGAGCGGCCUGAUCCCGCCAAGCGCGCUAAAUCAACACCUCGACGUCCCAAACUUCUACGUCGUGCACAAACUCCGCCUCCUGCUCUUCCCCUGGCGCUACCGCCUCUGGACGCAGCGCAUCCGGCGCUCCGAAGCCGGCGCGGCCGACUUUCAAGCGCCCCGCGCGGACGUCAACGCGCCGGACCUCUAUAUCCCUUUGAUGGCGUUUACCACGUAUAUACUGCUCGUGGCGCUGCAGAUCGGAUUGCAGGACAAGUUCCAUCCGGAGAUCCUGGGCGUGACGGGGAGUAAGAGUGGGUCGGGGCCGGUGGUGGAUUUGUUGAGUUAUGGGGUGUAUAAGUUCGUCGGGGUGAUCGUAACGAUCGUAGCCGGCCUCCUUACAACCUCACGAAUGUUAUACCUCCUUGCAUUCGUAUAUACCUUCCUCGCCAACGCUUUCUUCCUCCUCCGAUCUCUACGCUCAGUCGUCUUACCAGACGCCGCCGCACCAGGCGCAGUCGGCACCGUCAGCCACGCACAACGUUCGCGAAGGAUCACAUUCCUGUUCUUGGUUGCGGUUGUGCAGGUGCUGUGGAUGGGCGUUCUUGUUCGUGUGUAG
This is a messenger RNA of Peniophora sp. CBMAI 1063, 624 nucleotides long. Lineage: Eukaryota; Fungi; Basidiomycota; Agaricomycetes; Russulales; Peniophoraceae. The record is from the annotation of a GenBank genome assembly.